Gastrolobium bilobum is the source of this 841-nucleotide messenger RNA. RefSeq names its product large ribosomal subunit protein uL13w-like. Gene Ontology annotation, molecular function: structural constituent of ribosome; mRNA binding. Gene Ontology annotation, cellular component: ribosome; cytosolic large ribosomal subunit. Bases 79 to 702 code for a protein of 207 amino acids. The record is from RefSeq and is a predicted model, not a curated record. NCBI's taxonomy places the organism in Eukaryota, Viridiplantae, Streptophyta, Magnoliopsida, Fabales, Fabaceae. The transcript is spliced from 4 exons. Gene Ontology annotation, biological process: negative regulation of translation; translation.
UUUUCUUGUGCCUCUUGAGCUAAAAGACUUGAACACACAACACAAUAGGGUUUCAGAGUUAUUGGUAGAUAGAGAAAAAUGGUGUCGGGGUCAGGGAUUUGCGCGAAGAGGGUGGUGGUGGACGCUCGCCACCACAUGCUUGGUCGUUUGGCGUCGAUCGUUGCGAAGGAACUCCUCAACGGCCAGAAGGUGGUGGUCGUAAGGUGCGAGGAGAUAUGUAUCUCCGGCGGCCUCGUAAGGCAGAAGAUGAAGUACAUGCGGUUCCUUCGCAAGCGCAUGAACACCAAACCCUCUCACGGUCCCAUUCACUUUCGUGCCCCCGCUAAGAUCUUCUGGCGCACCGUUCGUGGAAUGAUGCCACAUAAGACCAAGCGAGGGGAAGCUGCUCUUGAUAGAUUGAAGGUUGUGGAGGGAAUCCCUCCUCCAUAUGACAAGAUAAAGAGGAUGGUUGUCCCUGAUGCUCUCAAGGUGUUGAGGCUUCAAAAGGGACACAAACAUUGCUUGCUCGGCAAAUUGUCAUCUGAGGUUGGAUGGAACUACUAUGAUACCAUCAAACAGGAGCUUGAAAAGAAGAGAAAGGAAAGAGCGCAAUUGGCUUAUGAGACAAAGAAGCAGCUCAACAAAUUAAGGGUGAAAGCUGAGAAAAUUGCAGAUGAGAAACUUGGCUCCCAACUUGAAGUUCUUGCUCCUGUCAAGUACUGAGUAGUCUUUGCUAUUUAGUGUGUUAAAGUUUUGUUUCAAGAUAUACGAAAUUGAACUCCAUUUCAGUUUUGCUGGUUGUUCUCUGUGUUAUUUUGUUGGAAGUUUUUAUUUGUUUGCUCUAUAAAAUAUUUGUUAUACA